This is a messenger RNA of Pollicipes pollicipes, 369 nucleotides long. RefSeq names its product warthog protein 6. The transcript has 2 exons. The record is from RefSeq and is a predicted model, not a curated record. Bases 112 to 369 code for a protein of 85 amino acids. NCBI's taxonomy places the organism in Eukaryota, Metazoa, Arthropoda, Thecostraca, Pollicipedomorpha, Pollicipedidae.
CCCCGAGGAAGGCCGCCGCCGCCGCCGCCUGUGCCGGUCGACCCGCGGCCAUUGUGUCCGGACACCUGCAUCGGACCGUUCCUCUCGUUCACCUGCUUCGGAAGCGCCGAGAUGACGGACCUGUUCCGCUGCGGCUCCAAGAAGGAACAGUGCUGUGCCAAGAAGUCAGCCAUCCGCAGACUACGCGAUCAGCAGUACUACAACGCGGCCAACGAGUACAACAACGAGUACCCGACGUACCCCGACAACGAGCAGUACGGCGGCCGCCCGCCCUUCGUACCGCCGCACGGCGAGUACCAGCCCGAGUACCAGCCUGAGUACCAGCCCGAGUACCAGCCUGAGUACCAGCCGGAAUACCAGCCGGAGUAA